This is a messenger RNA of Microdochium trichocladiopsis, 4260 nucleotides long. Its product is annotated as SH2 domain-containing protein. Gene Ontology annotation, molecular function: DNA binding; histone binding; nucleosome binding. Lineage: Eukaryota; Fungi; Ascomycota; Sordariomycetes; Xylariales; Microdochiaceae. Gene Ontology annotation, cellular component: transcription elongation factor complex. The record is from RefSeq and is a predicted model, not a curated record. The coding region runs from base 1 to 4260 and encodes 1419 amino acids. The transcript is spliced from 4 exons. Gene Ontology annotation, biological process: positive regulation of transcription elongation by RNA polymerase II; mRNA transcription by RNA polymerase II; transcription elongation by RNA polymerase II.
AUGAGCAACUCAAUGCGGGAUCUCGUCAUCGGCGAGGCCGAGCUCGACGACGACGAGGAUGACGAGUCCUUUGAUGAGGAGACGGGUGAAGCCCGCGUGCGCGAACGCAAACGGAACGGCGAGAUGGACGAUUCUAGCGACGAUGAGGAUGAGGACGAUGAUGAGGAAGAGGCAGCUAAGAUCCGCGAAGGCUUCAUCGUAGACGAGGACGAAGAAGAGGAAGAAGAUGAAGACCCCGAGGAGCGGCGGCGGCGGCGCAAGCGGAAGAGGCGGCAGGAGCGCGAGGAGGAUGCCCAGCUGGAUGAGGAGGAUCUCGACCUCAUCGGCGAAACCAUCCCUGACGCGGACCGCAACCAGCAAAAUCAGAAGAACUACAAGCGUCUCAAGCGCGGCCAUCAAGAGGAGAAGGCGCGAGGGAACGAGCGCCGCGGACUCGACGACAUGUUCGAUGACGAGGAAGAAGAAGCCGACGAACGGCCGUACGGACGACCUAGCCACCGCGCCGCCGUCGACGAGUUCGAUGACUUCAUCGAAGAAGAUUUCCCAGAAGACGAGGACGAACGGAUGCGCCAGAUGGAAGAUCUCGAGGUCGCCAGACCACGGGAAAGACAGAUUGCUGGUGGCGUGCUCGACACUGCCGGACUCGAUAAGGAUGCGCUCGAAGAUAUGGCGGCCAUCUUUGGCAACGGAGAGGAAUAUGCGUGGGCACUUGACAUGGAGGAGGAAGAGGAAGAGCGGCAGAAGGGUGAACAGACACUCGAGCUCAAGGACGUCUUUGAGCCUUCACAGCUGGCGGAGAAGCUCCUCACCGAGGCCGACAACGAAAUCCGCUUCACUGACGAGCCAGAGCGCUUCCAGUUAGACCGCAAGCCUUUCAAGCACCUGCAAAUCUCGGCGGAUCAGUUCAGAGAGGAGGCGGAGUGGAUCAUGAAUUUGAUGUGGCCGCAGAAGCAGCUCUCAAGCGACUUACACGGCCCGUUCCACAAGGCCAUUGGCAAAGUCCUUGAGUACUUUGUCGUGGAGGAGCUUGAAGUGCCAUACGUCUUCCAACACCGCAAAGACUACUUGAUUCAUGCUCGCAAGAAUCGGAAUCCUGACCACCAAAACGACCCAGACGCGCCACCAUUCAUCAUUACCGCCGAGAAGCUCUUGACGCAGGAUGACCUGUGGCGAAUCCUCGAUCUCGACAUACAAUUCCGAUCCCUGAUUGAGAAGCGCAAUGCAUUGGAGAAGACGUACGAUAAUUUGCGCGCAGUCACCGAAGACAUCGAUGAGAUGAUUCCGGAAAUGAUUCCGCAGGCAGCGACGAUUGGCGAGCUUCAAGACAUCCAGGAUUUCGUCCAGUUCCAGUACGGACCACAGCUGAAGGAUAUCGCGAGCAUGAACGGUACGGGCAAGGAGACGAAGCGACCUGGCACAAAAGCGUCGUUGUUCGAGCGUGUGCGGAAAAGCAAAGCAUACAGAUUUGUCAAGGCGUACGGCAUCUCUCCGGACCAGCUGGCUCGCAAUGCACUUCGUGAAGGCAAAAAGGUGCUGGCUGAUGAUGAGCAGAUGCUUCCGAUCGACUUGGCCGACAGCCUGACCGACAGCGAUUUCCAGACUGGAGAAUCGGUCCUGAAGCAGGCCAGACAGAUGUAUGCUGAGGAGAUGUUCAUGAGUCCCCGCAUGCGGAAGCAUUUCAGAAUCCAUUUCUACCAGAUGGGCGAAGUCAGUUGCCACCGCACCGAGAAGGGUCUCCGCCGGAUAGAUGAAGCGCAUCCAUUUUACGAGAUCAAGUACCUAGUCAACCAGACCAUCAGCGAUCUUGCGCGGCACCCAGAGCGGUUUUUGAAGAUGAUGAAGGCGGAAGAAGAGGGCCUGAUCGAGGUCAGGCUUCGUCUGAUGAACGAAAGAGAGUUCAAGCGUCAGCUCCUGGCUGAGUUCAAAUCCGACAACUAUAGCGAGCUCGCCGAUGCGUGGAACGAGGAGCGGCGCCAGGUCCUGGAUCUUGCAUUCCCGAGGCUGGAGAGGCUGAUCGCGAAGGGAGUCAAGGACUCAUUGCGGACUGCUUGUCAAGAUGAGCUCCUCAAGAUUUGCCGUGAGGAGUACUCGAAGCGUCUCGACCAGGCGCCCUACAAGCCAAAGGGGAUGGUUCUGGGCACAGCGCCUCGGGUGCUUGCUUUGUCUAACGGCAUGGGCGACCCUGCCAGAGACCCUGUCUUCUGGGUCUGGGUUGACGAAGAUGGACGCAUUGCAGAACAAGGCCAGCUGGGCAACUUGUCUCGUGAUGAAGCGCAGCGAGAACUGUUUGUUGACAUCGUCGAGCGUAGGAAACCUGACGUCAUCGGCGUUAGCGGCUUCUCAGCGGAUACCCAAAAGCUCGUCCGCGAUAUCGAGGCGCUCGUGAGCGAGAAGAAGCUGGAGGGGGCAGAGUACACUGACCCCGACUCAGACGACUACCGGAGCGACCUGCUCGAGGUUGUUGUUGUGAACGAUGAGGUGGCAAGAUUGUACAAGGACAGCCCCCGCGCUCAAGCGGAGAACCCAACUCUCAACCAGAUUGCGAGAUAUUGCGUGGGCCUUGCGAAGUACCUGCAAAACCCCAUGAAGGAAUACGCCGCACUCGGCAAGGAUGUUGCAUCUCUCCUUUUCCACCCUAGCCAACAUUUGCUACCACCGGAGAAGUUCCUCAAGCACCUGGAGACUGCGAUGGUCGACAUGGUCAAUCUCUACGGUGUCGACAUCAACGAGGCUGUGAACGAUUCGUACACAGCCAACCUGCUGCCCUAUGUUGCCGGUCUUGGUCCCCGCAAGGCUACAAGCGUUAUCAAGGCAAUCAACACGAACGGUGGUAUUGUCAACUCGCGUGAUGAACUUGUCGGCGACCCUGAUAACAACAAGCUGCCCGUCGUCGGACCGCGCGUAUGGAACAACUGCGCCAGUUUCCUCUUCAUCGAGUACGAUGCAACAAACCCGGCUUCGGAGCCACUUGAUAACACUCGUGUACACCCUGAGGACUACGAGCUUGGUCGCAAGAUGGCUGCCGACGCACUGGAACUCGACGAGGAAGAUGUCAAGGCCGAGACAGACGAGAAUGGUGCAGGUGCCAUUGUGCGGAAGCUGUUCCGGGAGGACGAGCAAGAGAAGGUCAAUGAGCUCAUUCUUGAAGAAUACGCUGAACAGCUGGAGAAGAACUACAGCCAGAGGAAGCGAGCGACACUGGAGACGAUACGCGCAGAACUCCAGGCUCCAUACGAAGAGAUUCGCCGGCCGUUCGCCAUUCUGCAGCCCGACCAGAUCUUCACGAUGUUCACUGGUGAAACGAAGGACUCCCUUGCCGAAGGCAUGAUCAUCUCGAUCAACAUCAGAGUGGUCAAGGACGAUUUCGCAAUUGCCAAGCUUGAUUGCGGCAUCGAGGGGCGAAUCGAUUCUCAAGAGGUUUCGUACCGACCUGGCAUGUCGAUGAAGGAUGUCAUUCACAUGGGCCAGACUGUCCAGGCAAAGAUCUUGGAGCUGAACCGCAAAGACUUCUUGACGAAGCUUUCAUUACGUGAAGACGAGCUGCGGAAACCGUACCGGAAGUACAACGACCACGACCGCGACACAUGGGAUUUCCGCCAGGAAGCAGACGACCAGGAGGCUCUCCGUGAGAAAGACAAGACGACUGGCCGGGCGCAAAGAGUCAUCAAGCACCCGUACUUCAAGACUUUCAACUCGGCCCAGGCCGAAGAGUACCUUGGCUCACGUGCUCAGGGUGAUGUGGUUGUGCGACCAUCAUCAAAGGGUAACGACCAUCUCACCAUCACGUGGAAGGUCGCCGAUGGUGUCUUCCAGCACAUUGAUGUCCUCGAGUUGCAGAAGGAGAGCGAGUUUGCAUUGGGCAAGCAGCUGCGGAUUGGUGGCAAAUACACCUACACCGAUCUCGACGAGCUGAUUGAGGCGCAUGUCAAGGCCAUGGCUAGAAAGGUCAACGAGCUGAUGAACCACGAGAAGUUCAAGAAGGGCAGCUUGGCAGAUCUAGAAAAAUGGUUGACUUCGUACUCGGAUGCGAACCCGAACCGCUCGAUCUACCUGUUCGGGAUCAAUCCCAAGCACCCAGGAUACUUCAGCCUGUGCUUCAAGGUCAGCAAGGCGUCACCCAUUAUGAAGUGGCAUGUCAAGGUGGUGCCGCAGGCAUUUGAGAUGAUGGGCAGCCAGUACCCUGACAUGCGUGCGUUAUGCAAUGGCUUCAAGCUCAGGCUGAAUAACGAGCUGUCAAAGAUGCAGCAGGGAAGGCGGUGA